Messenger RNA from Batrachochytrium dendrobatidis JAM81, 3024 nucleotides. RefSeq lists its product as uncharacterized. Bases 1 to 3024 code for a protein of 1007 amino acids. The transcript has 7 exons. The record is from RefSeq and is a predicted model, not a curated record. NCBI's taxonomy places the organism in Eukaryota, Fungi, Chytridiomycota, Chytridiomycetes, Rhizophydiales. Gene Ontology annotation, molecular function: RNA binding.
AUGACCACGAGAAAAAAGCUACCUGCUAUUGAGUCUCUCAAAACGAGUCCAUAUAAUAACACUGCUUUGUGGGAUGCUCUGGCUGAGGACACUCGCUGUCUCACACUUGAUCAUCACGGACCAUCCCAUCACUUGUAUUCCUCACCCAAAUUAGUAGAUGUGUACUGUCCAUCUGAGCAAGAUCGUAGCAUCACUGUGACACAACAGUCAUCACUUACUUGCGAUAUACAAAGUACUCUUCUACCCUCCAAAAAAAUAGAUACAAAGGCCAGAUCUCACUCAGUGUCUCACAAAUUUGGUGUCUUUAAAACAGUCCCAUCUCAAUUCGAGGCGGCAGUCACUGAAAGUAUUCCUACAAGUAUUCACAACUGCAGGUAUAUUGAACAGCAUGCUCCAUCCCAGAAUUCUAAACUGCCUCUUUCAUUCGGCUCAAGACAGAUGUCAAAUGCAUUGGUAAUACCAUUCAAGCCACUCGGACAUGGCGACAGUCAAUUUACUGUGCAAUCUUGGGAGACAUCUGCAUGCACAAAUAAGCACACCACAAUCACCACUGUUACCACUACCCAGGAUAUAGCAUUUCAGUCUAAUACUGCCGAGGCAAGGAAAAUGCUUGCAUCAGAAGGUCACUUGGAUCCAUCUUUCACUGCCAGGGAGAAUGAUUCACUUGGUAAAAAUUAUUUUGUUACUCCCAUUGGCCAAGCCACAUAUGGUGGUGGUGGAUAUGUCUCUCCGCAGCUGAUGGCAGGAAAAACAGUCCAUCCCUUUCACAUGCCAGCAAACUCAAACCACUUGAAAGUACAUGCAAGAGACAGAUCUGAAGAAAUCUGUAAAACUUUGCAAGUAUUGGACAUAGAUCCAGUGUCUGACACUCGUAAUAUUGCAACAGUAGAGUGUCUCCAGAGUCUCAACGAUAAGCAUACCAGCUCUCAAAAAGACAAAACGCUGACUCAGCCCAGCAAAUAUUCUCAACAAGCGCCGACUCCCGCUAUGCAGCUGGAUCCUUGCAUGUCUCAUAGUCGUCAGGCCCCGCACAGAGAAUUUCAUCUGCAAUCUGAUUGUCAAGAAUACAAUCAUCUCCCAGAUGGCUCGUUCAACUCAAACCCAACACCGUAUCACGAAUCACUUUCCUCGCUGUUUAUACCCCUUGUGACAAACUCUGCUCCUUUCCAUACGCAAUCCCUCCCUAUGAUGACGACAGUCAUUCAAACACCAUCACACCACUCUUCUAAUACACUCCCAACUCCUGUCCAAGCCUUUGUUGCGACGGUCACUGAUCCCAUUGCUGCCUACGCGACUACAGUAUCCCCAGCUGUUGCCCAACCCUCCACUGGCCCAAUCGUGACGUCUGAUCUACCUCAUGUCGAGAAUGGCUACAGUACAGUAAAAUAUGCUUUGCACUCACAUGACUAUGCACCUACUCGAAACCUACUUCUUGUUGGGUUUGGUAUCGGUAUUCCAUUGCUAGAGCUGUUCCAAAAACUGCAGGUUCAUGGAGAUAUUCGCCAUGUGUUGCGUCCAGAAAUGCAUCCAACAAUCACUCUAGUCAUGUACAAAUCUUUGAAAAAUGCCAUACGAUUUUUUGAUGUGGUUUUAAGCAAUGAUAUUCUGUCACUCGACAAUGUACAGUUUGUCAAUGCUGGCCAAAUUGCACAACUUUUGGCUCCCUCGGCACAUCCCGAAGUGUGGCCCAUGCUUCUCAAUCAAGGCCGCCUUCAUAUUAGUGGAAUGGCUACCGCAUGGUAUGAUUUACCUACCCUUCGUUCCUUUUUUGCUGCUUUUGGACCUGUCCUAUACAUUACUGAGCAGCCAUUCCACAAAAAUAAUCCAUCCUUCAGCUGCUUUGUCGAGUUUGACAAUGUCGAUGAUGCUGCAACAGCUGUUCGUAAUCUUGGUUGCACUAAUUUGCAUGGAUCAGAUAUUGUUGCUAAAUUUACACGUUCUUUUGAAGAGGAAAAGCACCUGGCAAAAUGGUGCAUGCCAAUAUCGACAACCGUCAAUAGUGCUUUGUAUCCAUCUCCACUGAAUCUAUCCUCUGGUUUCCAAGUAUCUAACCAUACAACCGCCCCUCAAAACAGUUGCUUUGAUUAUUCGGAAACUGAAAUAGUAGGAAAGACAAAAAAUACAGUGAGAUUUGAGCAUGGUCAAGAUGUUCAAAUUUUACCUCAAGCCAGUAAAAUAAGCGAAGCCUCUAAAUCUACCAGAUAUGGAUCAAAUCAGUCUGUUCCAUCAUUGGACUAUGAUCGCACCUUUUCUAGCCCUAUUCGAUUCUCACCAACUUUUGAUGGUACUACUAUGGAAUUCAAAAUCGACAGUCGUGAAGGCUCGCCUACUUUUACCAAAGUGCACGAAUCACAUGUUAAAACAAACAUUCCAAUAUCAACAAGUGAGACAAAAACCAAAAGCAAGGGCAUUAUGAUAUUCUCGAGCCAAAAAGCAUCCAAUAGUGAAAAAACACUUGAUGAUUUAAAGGAGCUUUCGUGUGCAAUACUACAACGAAUUCCAUCAGAAUGUAUCUCGAGUCUUUUUGUUCAAAAUAUUGCAAUUGGAAAAGAAACUCGACGCACAAUCAUGGUCAAAAAUAUCCCAAACAAAUUUACUCAAGAAAUGUUUAUUGAUUUGUUAAAUGAGUCGCACCUGGGGUGUUUUGAUUUUGUAUACCUUCGAAUUGAUUUCAAAAACAAGUGUAAUGUCGGAUACGCGUUUGUAAACUUUAUCAAUGCAGAUGCAGUAAUUCGAUUUGCAGAUCGCUUUGUGGGUCGAAUGUGGGGCAAGUUUAAAAGUGAAAAAAUCUGUGGAAUGGGAUUUGCAACCAUUCAAGGAAAGCAUGCACUUGUUGAAAAGUUUCGAAAUUCAAGUGUGAUGCUUGAAAAGGACGAAUUCCGACCAAAGAUAUUCUAUACUGAUGGUCCCAAAUGUGGCAAAGUAGCACCAUUUCCAGGUCCAACAACAACAGGUUUUCGCCCCAAAGUUGAUGUGCUGUUCAGUCGAGGUGGUGCAUGGAAACAAAACAAAGGAUCUUGCUGA